Molecule: messenger RNA, 2289 nt
Organism: Trifolium pratense (red clover)
Lineage: Eukaryota; Viridiplantae; Streptophyta; Magnoliopsida; Fabales; Fabaceae
Product: protein ALTERED PHOSPHATE STARVATION RESPONSE 1-like
Exons: 4
Coding region: 1-2289 (762 amino acids)
Source: RefSeq, a predicted model, not a curated record
AUGUCCUCAAAGUUACAAAAAUCAUCACUAUUGAGUUUAUGCAAACAAAGGAAGGAGAUUAUUAAAGCUGCUAAGUAUUGUAGGUAUGAUUUAGCUUCAUCCUUUGAUAUAUAUUUGGAAUCUCUUUUGAAGCUAGGAAAUUCCCUUAACCAAUAUGUUGAACAAGAUUUUGUGAUCUUUGAUCAUUCUUGUAUUAACUUGGAAUUUCCCUCUGAUGAUUCUGAUUUUGAUCACUUACACUUUGAUGACGACGAGGAAGAAGAAGAAGAACUAAGUAAUGUUGAUUUUAAUUUGGAAUCAAAUGAUGAAUCGAUCCAUGCUUGUAACCACCGUGCUUCCGAUGGAACCAACAUGAGAAAUAGUGGGAAACCAAGAGUUCAGUUUGAGAAUACAACUCAAGCACAGUUUAAUUUACAUCAUGGUGAUAAUAUUCAUCAUAAUAUUCAUCAUAAUAUUCAUGAUCAUAUGCAUAUGUCACAUCAAGAUUUUGGACACUAUGAGCAUAGUCAAAGGAAGGAAAAUAUACAAAGGGUUCAUAGGUAUGAACAUUAUGGUUCCAAGCCUUUUCCAAUGGUUGUGUCUCCUAAACAUAAUGUUGCUGCCACUUUCGCACCACCUCCUGCUCCUCCUCCGCCGCCUAAAGCUUAUAAUUGGGAUUUGCUAUAUCCGUUUAACAUGAAUUACGAAGUUCCUAAUUAUGAUCGUCGUGAUGAGGAUGAGAGAAAAAUAAGGGAAAGAGAAGGGAUUCCUGAUUUAGAAGAUGAAAGUGAACUAAGUUCAAAUUUGUCUUCUAAUGCUAAUUACAAUGCUGCAGGACUAAAUUCUAAUAGGGAUUCAUUUUCAUCAAAUGAAGAAGAAAUUAAGCGUAACUUGGAGCCUAAGAUAACAAUAGAGGAAUGUGAAUCUUUGAGUGGUGUUCCUACACCAGUUUCUAGUAGGACAUUGAGUAUAAAGGAAGCAGUACUUGAUAUAAAGAGUGAUUGCAAACAUAUAUAUGAUUGUGGAAGAGAAUUUUCAUUGAUUAUCGAGGCAGGAAAGAUACCGUAUCAUUCUGUCAGCACCGAAUUAAGAGCUUUUGCCGCUUGUGUUCUCGUGAGGAUACUCCCUUCAAUACCGUCGUGUUUGCACCCUUCAUACAUGCCACAAAAGCCAGCUCCUAGAACAAAGAAGUUGUCCAAAGCUAAGAUGCAAAACAAUCAAGAUCAUACAAAAAUUGGUCACCUUUCAUCAACUUUGGAGCAACUUUAUGCGUGGGAAAAGAAACUUUAUGAAGAAGUUUUGGGUGAAGAAAAACUUAGAAUUCCUUAUGAUAAGCUGCAUAAGAGGCUAAAAAAAUUGGAUAAGAAUGGUGCUGAGUCAGAUAAGAUUGAUGAUACUCUUGAUUCGAUCAAACUUAUACAAUCGGAAAUUAAUGUAGCUGUUAGAUCAAUCAGUGUGAUAUCAAGACAGAUAAAUGAGCUAACAGAUGAUAAACUGCUUCCUGAACUGAAUAAAUUGAUUGAUGGCUUAAUUGGAUUAUGGAAGACUAUGAGUACAUGUCAUCAGAAACAAUUCCAAGCUAUCAACAAAUCCAAAAGUCAUGUACAUAUAUUAGAUCCUUCAAAAAAGAAAAAGUCAAGCACAAAAGCUACUAAGAGACUGGAAAAAGUGAUUUUGAAAUGGGGUAAGAGCUUUAAUAUUUUCAUCAACAAACAGAAGACCUUAGUGAAAUACUUGAAUGCUUGGCUACAAAAGUGUACUCUCCAAGAAACUGAAGAUAAGAAUAAUCCUUCAUUGCAAGGUGAUUUAAGAGCUCCUCCUAUUUUUGGAGUUUGUAACAAUUGGUACAAUGCAAUUAACAAAGUUUCACAAGUUGAAGUCACUAAAGCCAUCAACAACUUUGCAUCAAACUUGCAUAAGUUAUAUGAGAAGCUAAAAGAGGAAAAGAAGUUGAAAGUUAGAGUGAAAUAUCAAUUUAAAGAUUAUAAGCAAAGGUUUAGAUCAUAUUACAAGGAUAGAAUCAAACCUCAGAAUUAUCACUCUUUUAUCAAAAUGAAGGCCUCAACAGAUUUUGAUGAAGAUGAAAUUCCACUGCUGAAUGUAUCUGUUCAAAACUUAACAAUAUCAAGAAAAAGAUUGAUUGAAGAGAGAAGGAAACACCAACAAGUUGUUAAAGAUGCUAAUGAUAUAUCUUCAUGUUGUUUCCAAGAAGGUUUGACUCCAAUUUUUGAGGCUUUGUGGAAGUUUAGUGUGGAAAAUCUGAAAAUUUAUGAGCGGCUUAGAGUUUCAAACACUAUGCCUCAUCAGUAA